Messenger RNA from Elaeis guineensis (African oil palm), 772 nucleotides. The record is from RefSeq and is a predicted model, not a curated record. NCBI's taxonomy places the organism in Eukaryota, Viridiplantae, Streptophyta, Magnoliopsida, Arecales, Arecaceae.
UACAAGAAAAUAUUUAAAACUUGCAAAGUUGGAUUUGCAAAAGUUGCGAAAGCUAUAUCAACGAGAGCUAGAGGAAUUGGAGAGAUGGUGGCAGCGAUUUGGGCUUGAUGAAGUGAAAUGUGCACGUAAGAGGGUUGUACAAUGUUACUUUGUAGUGGGGCCAAAUAUGUAUGAACCUCAUUUUUCAUCUUUUCGUCUGGCCUACACCAAGUGUGCACUCUUGACCACCAUUCUUGAUGAUCUCUUUGAUGACAAAAGCUAUGACCUUCAAGAACUUCGGCGCUUCAACGAGACUUUCAGGAGGUGGGACUCAUCUCUUAUCAAUGAUCUUCCUCAACACAAGCUACUAUUCAAAGGCAUAGAUGAUACCUAUCUGGAGAUGGCAGCAGAAGCCAACAGAGUUCAGGGACGCGACAUCCUUCCCAUAUUCAAGCAUCUGUGGGCAGAGUAUGCAGCUUGCUUUCUAAAGGAAGCAGAAUGGAUGCACAGCGAACACAUUCCGAGCUAUGAAGAAUACAUGCAAUGCGCCACUGUCUCUAUUGGAGUGAAAAUAAUAACAUGGACAUCUGCAUUCUUGCUGGGAGAGAAGAUCACAGAUGAGAUGCUCGGCCACAUUGGUCCUGACUCACGCUUCAUGGACCUCGUCGGAAUCGUAGGCCGGCUUUCCAACGAUCUUACCACCUUUCCAAGGGAGCUCAGAGAGGGAAAGUUGGCCACGGGGGUUGGCUGCUACAUGAGGGACCACCCGGAUUGCACCCAGGAGGAAGUUAUG